AUGUCUACCUUCACGCCCUCCAUCUUUCCACCUGGAUCCCUGAUCCUUGUAACUGCUGCUAAUAGUUACAUUGGUGCCCAUGUUGUAGACAUGCUGCUUGACUUGGGCUACAAAGUCCGAGGUGCUGUACGCAGCCUUGCGAAAGGUCGUUGGCUUCAGGAUCGGUUUGACAAGUGCUACGAAAAGGGUGCUUUUAGUUUGGUGGUUGUGGAAGACAUGGCUGCCGACGGCGCCUAUCAGGCGGCAAUCAAAGGUGUAGUGGGCGUAGUUCAUGUUGCUUCCCCGACUCAGUCUACAUCGGGCCCACAGAAGGUCAUCUCAGUGGCAGAAAAGGGUGUCCUCGAAGUACUGGAUUCUGCCUUGUUUGAGACGGGAAUCAAACGGGUUGUCCUCACAUCUUCAUCAGUUGCCGUUGUGGAGCCAUCACGAGCACAAGACGUCGUCGUGACUCACGAUGUGGAACAAUGA
Messenger RNA from Penicillium griseofulvum, 468 nucleotides. RefSeq names its product 3-beta hydroxysteroid dehydrogenase/isomerase. Gene Ontology annotation, molecular function: 3-beta-hydroxy-Delta5-steroid dehydrogenase (NAD+) activity. Bases 1 to 468 code for a protein of 155 amino acids. The record is from RefSeq and is a predicted model, not a curated record. Lineage: Eukaryota; Fungi; Ascomycota; Eurotiomycetes; Eurotiales; Aspergillaceae. The transcript is spliced from 2 exons. Gene Ontology annotation, biological process: steroid biosynthetic process.